GUGUGUAAGUUGGAAAUAUUUUCUGGUUCUUCUGGAUUCUUAAGUAUCUUGUCUGGGAAGAGAGCAGAAUGGCCUUGGAAAAUUUGGCCAGAUCUCUUGUGAGCAGAAAGACCUGUGGAGAUACAUCUGUCCAUUAUGGAGCUGUAUUAGAGACCAGAGAGAAGAUGAAGAAACAACAACACCCAGUAGAUGCAGAAAUUAGAAAAGGCCCUCCAGCUGCUCAGCCUUGGAGCUGUAGGAGGAAUGGGGCAAGUCCUAGGUGGAAGAGCCACAAAAAGGCAUUCAAUAGUUCAGACGUCCAGUGCUGUCACUUCAGAAAAGUGCAGUUCCAGGAGGGGAGCCGCCCCCGAGAUGUUUGCACUCAGCUUCACUAUCUUUGUCGUCAGUGGCUGCAACCAGAAAAACACACCAAGGCUCAGAUGCUGGACCUGGUGCUCCUGGAACAAUUGCUGGCUGUGCUUCCCCCAGAGAUGGCAAAAUGGGUGCGGGAGUGUGGAGCAGAGACCAGUUCCCAGGCGGUGUCCCUGGCUGAAGGCUUCUUGCUGACUCAGGAGGAGGAAAACAUGCAAGAAGAGUUGCAGAAAUGCGUGGAAGCUGUGACUGAAUAUCCCAAGGGGAGGAAAGAUUCAUUCAGAUCUUCUCAAGAGCUGCUCUUCAGGGAGAACUUCCAGGAUGAUCAAAGUCAAGACGCUAUGCAAGAGAGUAGAAAGCUGUCCUUGGACUUUUUAGAAUCACCUCUUUCUGAUAGAGCUGAAGGAUUAUCUGGACCGUUACUUCAGGUAAGGAGGAGAAACAUCGGAAAAGAUCCAUAAAUAUUGGAUGGAUUCCAUUUUGUUCUAGAGUUCAAUGUAUAAAAUUGUUUUUUCUAAGCAAUACAAAUUCAAUACCAGGUCACUGAAUAUUCUCCUUUCUGAGGGGAUCCUCUGUGAGUCGCUUUCUCCACCCGUCCUGCUUCUACAUCAGAUUUCAUUGGCCAGACUGUUGUCAGAAUUGGGGCACUUUCUC
Molecule: messenger RNA, 1005 nt
Organism: Pseudonaja textilis
Lineage: Eukaryota; Metazoa; Chordata; Lepidosauria; Squamata; Elapidae
Source: RefSeq, a predicted model, not a curated record